AUGGGGGAGAAAGUCGGCGUAAUUCCUCCCCCCGCUGGGGUGACGCCUGAUUUCGACUAUUCCAAUCCAUGGGAACUGAAGACAGAUUUGGUCAUUGUUGGCAUUGGUUUGACUUUAAGCACACUCUUUUUGGCUAUGCGAAUUUACACUCGAGCGUGUCUGCUAUCAAAAUUUGGAUGGGAUGAUGAUAUUUUCCUUGGGAACGCAAGUUAUGGCUAUCGCUUCGGUGGAACCGGAAUCCAUAUGUGGAAUGUGACUCCAGAGAUGUUCACCGUCUUCCAAAAGGUCAUUCUCGCCGCCGCUGUUAUCUACGUCCCAGCUCUCGCAUUCGCCAAGGUCGCCCUGAUCAUUCUUUACCACCGCAUCGUGAAUAAACAACCUCUCUACGUGUGGUCGCUCCAUAUAAUUUCGGCUAUCGUUUGCGGAUACAGUAUUGCCAUCGUCUUUGCUUUGAUCUUUGCAUGCAAUCCUAUUGAAAGAGGAUGGAACGCUGCCAUCACGACUGGUUAUUGCGUCAAUCGCAAUGGCUUGUAUAUCGCAACAGCAGUCACAAACAUCGUCACCGAUAUCGCUCUCCUGGUGUUUCCUUUCCCUCUAGUACUUGGCCUGCAGAUGCCACGCAUUCAAAAAGUGGGACUGCUGAUAAUGUUCAUCGUCGGUUGCGCCACGCUCAUUACAAGUAUUCUACGACUCACGACCUUAAUCGCCUAUCUAAAGACAACCGACUUGACAUACCAGUUAGCCCCAUCCCAGCUCUGGAUCUACGUCGAAGCCAACCUCAUUAUCAUCUGCCCCUGUCUACCUUUCCUUCGCCAAUUCAUGCGCCGCUACUCACCCACCUGGAUCGGCGAAAGCGGCCGACGCUAUUUCCGCGAAUACAGUUCCGGCACCACGGGCCUCUCGCGCAGCCGUCGCAAGCAGGGACUCAGCCGUCUACAAGAUGAUAUCGCUUUAGCAGAAAAUGCCGAAAGCACACACAGCCAGUCCCACAUUAUCAAAGAGGUUCAAUGGCAAGUGACGGAAGAGCGAAUGGAACCGGGAUCAUCACGCAGUGACUCACGCAGCGACGCCCAAAUUCACCGGGAAUAA
This is a messenger RNA of Penicillium manginii, 1089 nucleotides long. RefSeq lists its product as uncharacterized. The coding region runs from base 1 to 1089 and encodes 362 amino acids. The record is from RefSeq and is a predicted model, not a curated record. The transcript is spliced from 6 exons. NCBI's taxonomy places the organism in Eukaryota, Fungi, Ascomycota, Eurotiomycetes, Eurotiales, Aspergillaceae.